Bactrocera dorsalis (oriental fruit fly) is the source of this 2782-nucleotide messenger RNA. Its product is annotated as tigger transposable element-derived protein 6-like. The transcript is spliced from 2 exons. Lineage: Eukaryota; Metazoa; Arthropoda; Insecta; Diptera; Tephritidae. The record is from RefSeq and is a predicted model, not a curated record. Bases 1160 to 1672 code for a protein of 170 amino acids. Gene Ontology annotation, molecular function: nucleic acid binding.
UAAUUUAAAUAUUUCAAACAUAUUUUUAUGAAUGACAUUUGUAAAACAUAACGUUGCAAUAUAAUAUACAGUAAAUCGCGCUUAAGUGCCUCCACGCUUAACUGCCAUUCCCGCUUAAGUACCUGUAUUUUACUGCUUCGAACAUUUUUUCGAAAAAAUGUAUAGAAAUUUCCCCGUUUAAGUACCACUCGGUUAAGUGCCAAUCCCGCUUAGCGGCCACUAAAUUUCGUGCUUCAUUAAAAAAUUUGGAUUAAGUUUCCCCCUCUUAAGUGCCACUUUAAAUUUAAAAUUAUAAAAUCGAAAAAUAUUCCUGUAAAAUCUUAAAAUAUGGCAAUAUAGAUAAGUGCUUUUCUUAUCGAGCAUUUGUAUUAAUCGAUCUUCGCUAUCUACGUGUCAAAAAUUUUCGCUUUUGUCAUUUGCAUCGUUGUAAGUUUGAAAGAUACAGGAAAAUGCCUGGUAAAACGCGCAAAAUAGUAACUGCUUUGACUAUAAAACAAAAGUUGGAAGCAAUAAAUUUUAUUGAACACGAAGGAAAGCCGAAGGCUGAUGUGGCAAAAAAGUUCAAGGUGGACAUUUCAAUCAUCCAUCGAAUAUGGAGGAAGCGCGAAGAAAUUGAGGCGGCUGCCUCGAAAACUAAUUUAAAACGCAAACGAUUGCGUUUUGGUACAUGCGAUAAAGUAGAGGAAGCUUUAUUAAAAUGGUUCAACUAGAUGCGAUCGUUGAAUGCGACAAUUUGUGGAGCUCAAAUUGCACAAAAGGCAAAGGAAUUCGCACUUAAAAUGGGCUGCGACUUUGAGCCAACUGCUGGUUGGAUGUGGCGUUGGCAGCGACGUGAAAAUAUUAAAUUUAAAAAAAUACGGCGGCGGAAAACUACCGCAAUGAAGUUUUAAAUACCUUAAUAAAGGACUACGAGCCAGGCGAUAUAUUUAAUGCGGAUGAAAAUGGUCUUUUUUACAAGGCUCUUCCAAGCGGAACGUUGUGUAAAGGAGGAGACAAGGCUGUGGGCGGUAAGGCACAAAAGGCCCGCCUGACUCUGUUAUUUUUAUGUAAUUCAGAUGGAACCUUCAAAAAAGUUUUUGCAAUUGGAAAGUCGAAAAACCCGAGGUGUUUUAAGGGAAAAGUUGUGCCGCUGCCGUACUAUUCCCAGAACAAAGCUUGGAUGACAGGAUCUUUGUGGUCAAUGAUAAUGAAGGAAUUUGACAAUGAAAUGGGAAAGCAAAAGCGAAAGGUGUUAUUAAUAGUUGACAACGCAGCCUGCCAUAAAGUUAAUGGUUUGAAUGUUGAGAAUGUAAAGAUUACAUUUUUGCCACCAAACACGACAUCACUGUUGCAGCCUCUCGACCAAGGGAUAAUACACUGCUUUAAAGUUUAUUUCAGACAGAUAAUGGUUCGAAAACAAAUACUUGCCAUAGAGAACGGCUUGUCAAUUAAACAAUUUAUAACAUCGAUUUCAAUACUUGAUGCCCUUAAUUUUAUUAAACGGGCAUGGUGGCUUGUUAAAAGCGAUACCAUAAGAAAUUGCUUUCAAAAAGCUGGAUUUCAAGUGGAAGAUAUUUCGUUCGACCAUAUCGAGGAAAUAGUAGAUGUCCCUAUUGAAAUACAUAACUUUGAUGAAUACGUUGCGUGCGACAGUGCAUUGAUUGCUUUGGUGUUCUUACUGAUGAGGAAAUAGUAAAAGAUGUAUUAAAUGAGGCUGAUGUUGAAUCAUCAGAAGAAUCUGCAGUUGAUGCCGUAACUGACCCGCCUUCCUUUGCUGAAACUUUAAGUGCUCUUAGCCUUAUUAAGAAGUUUGUAGAUUACAACAAUAUUGACGCCGAAGAAAUUGAAACUUUGGAAGAAAAGCUUUUCAAAAAGAAAUUUCAAAAUCUUCGUCAGAAAAAAAUUGCUGACUUCUUUUUUUAAAUUGAAGCGAAACUACUUUAUUACAUAUAAAUAAGAAGAUAAGUACAUAAAAUGUAUGUACCUACCCAUAUGUAAACUUGAAUUAAUAAUUUAAUUUUAAAAGCUUUGAUCUCAAGAAAGGUCUCUUUGUUAAAUUGUUUUCUUUUUCGUUCUUUUUUUUAUUAAUUUUUGUAAAUUAUAAUCAAUAAAAUUGAUUUAAUCAAAAAUAUAUCUAUGCAGCUUUUUAGAAAAGUUCAUAAACGAAAUCUUCGUAAGUACCAUAUGGCACUUAAGCGGGUUUCUUUUAAAUGCCACUCCCGCUUAAGUGCCACAAAAACCUGACAUCGUUAGGUGUGGCACUUAAGCGGGAUUUGCUGUAAUAAAAUUUUAUUGAAAUUAAGCAUUGACUGUGAAACGCAAACGACUGCUCAGUUUGCAACAAUGCUUAGCUAAGAUUUUAUUUAGGCACAACUUAAGUAUGUACUGUGAAACCGGGCAUAAGAUUGUAAGAAACUAGAAUUAAAAGUUGAACAGAGAACGUAUAAUAUAGAGAAGGUUCAGGGUGUGCCGAUUGUCAAAAUGUUCCUCUUUUUGGAGGAGUUGAGUUUUCUAUUAGUGGAUUUCACCACAAAAGGAGGGGUUGAGUUUUCUUUUAGUGGAUUUCACCAAUAUUUAACAGAAGCAUCGGAAAUAGCAGAAUUGAGCAUUUUCAGUGUUAAAUGAGAAAAGUGAUGCUAGUUUCAAUGUACGCUUACAGAUUCUCAUAUUUACAAUGCGCAAGCGACUAUGGAUAUUCUUCAUAUAUUUGAUAACAAGGCUCAUAUGUAUGUAUAUAUGUAUGUAUGUAUGUAUGUAAGUGCAAUUUGACUACUAUAAUGAUGAAUUCCAAUAAAUCUGUUGA